CCUAGGCACUGGGUGGGCGGAGCUAGCCCGGCUGCAGGGCCGGGGGACGCUGAGGGAGUCUCGCCUUCGCCUCCCGUGGCCCUCGGGGCGCCGCCGCCGCGGCCAUGGCCCAUUACCUGGGCCCGGCUGGGGACCUCCUGCGGGAGCGCGAGGUCAUGUCGCCUGUGGAUUUACACGCCGAAAGGGAGAAAAUCCGGCGGGAAAUCGAGGAGCUAGAAAAGAGCUUGGACCCCAGUAUCCCGAGCAUCGAAGUCCUUGUGUCGGAUUCCAGCCUGGACUCGGAUUCCGACGUGGAUGAUCUUGACAAUGAUGAUUCAGAUCCCCAUACUGAAAUGGAAGUAGAGAAAGAAGGGGGCAGUAGUGAUGACGACAACAUUGAUGAUAACCUCCCAGCGGACCCAGAAACGUGUUUACAGAUGAAUCUGGUGUAUCAGGAAGUUAUUCAGGAAAAGAUAGAGGAAGUCAACCUUCUGAUCGCACAAAACAAAGAACAGCAGAAAGAAAUUAUGUAUGAGGUUGGUGGUCCAAAGAUGGCGAAGGCAGGAGAUAGUAAACUUCUACCGUUGAAUAUAUUCUUGGGCCAUUUUAUGAAGCCGUACUUCAAGGAUAAGGUAUCGGGAAUUGGUCCUCCUGCCAAUGAAGAUACCCGAGAAAAGACAGCACAAGGCAUAAAAUCCUUUGAGGAGCUGCUUAUAAAAAAGUGGAAAAGCAGAGAGAAGAGCCUGCUGAACAAAUCUGUAAUAAGUGACCGUUUGCAGCGUCUGCUUCAGCCAAAGUUACUGAAGCUCAACUAUUUGAAUCAGAAACUGGAAAAAGCCAAGAAUGAAAUGGAAAAGAAGAUUUUGGAAAAGCAAGUCAAAGAAGCAGAGCGUGAAAUAGAAGAGAUCAACCAUCUGCCAGAGGAAGCCUUAUUAGGAAACAGACUGGAUGAGCACGACUGGGAGAAGAUUUCCAACGUCAGUUUUGAUGGAAGUCGCAACGCAGAAGAGCUGAGGAAAUUCUGGCAGAACUGGGAGCAUCCGACCAUCAACAAGAGGGAGUGGAAUGAAGAGGAGAUAGAGAAUUUAAAGGAAAUAGCUGCGAAACAUAAUUGUCUGGACUGGCAAACUAUAGCCCAGGAGCUUGGGACAAAUCGAAGUGCAUUCCAAUGCCUGCAGAAGUUUCAAGCCUACAACAAAGACUUCAAGAGGAAAGAAUGGACAAAGGAAGAGGACCAGAUGCUCCUACAGCUUGUUCAAGAAAUGAGAGUAGGAAGCCACAUACCUUACAAGAAAAUUGCUUACUACAUGGAAGGAAGAGAUUCUAUGCAGUUACUUUACCGAUGGACAAAGAGAGUGGAUCCCAACCUAAAGAAAGGAUUCUGGACGCCAGAGGAAGAUGCUAAGUUGUUGGCAGCAGUUGCUAAGUAUGGAGAACGUGACUGGUAUAAAAUUCGGACAGAGGUACCAGGAAGGAGUGAUGCUCAAUGCAGAGACAGGUAUUUAAAUGCAUUACACCACGAUGUAAAAAAAGGCAGGUGGAGCUUAGAGGAAAAAGAAAAGUUAAUUGAACUGGUCGAUAAACAUGGUGUGGGUCACUGGACUAAAAUAGCUUCUGAAUUACCACACAGAACCGGCUCCCAGUGUCUAAGCAAAUGGAAAGCCUUGAUUGGUGCUAAGAAAAAGUCUAGGCCGAGGAAACGCCUUCAGAAACGCAGGCGAGCGCGGAGACGCAGUUCCACCUCUUCAGAGAGCAGCAGCGAGGAUUCAGAGCCGGAGCUAAUGAAUAGCUCUGAGGGAGAAAUAGACUCCCCCUCAGGAUUCAGGGAUACAGUGCCUGGACUCGACCUGUGGAUCCCGACAAGGACAGAUCCGGCCAACUGCAGGAAAGCCAAACACUUGAUUUCCUCUCUCUACUGUUCCACAAGUGCUUAUGUAAAGGGACGCUUAAAACGAGUUUCAGCUACGUCUGCUGGAGGAGGCAGGGCCAGAAUCCCAACUGAUUCAGCAGGGUUAAGUACCAUACUGAAAGGUAUUAGGUAUUCACCUUCUACUGACCUCAAUUUGAAGGAUCCAGAAGAACUGGUAAAGCAGGCUUCCAUAAGAGGAGAGCAAGUGUUAAAAGUUACCCUGGAAGAUGUGAGGAGAGUGCUAAGAAGAAAUACCUGUUCUCAGAGGAAAUGCCAAGACUGGCUACGGAAGCCUUAUGUCCCCUCUUCAGCAGUGGCUUCUGGAGUGACACCGGGCACGUCAGACGACCAGGUGCUGCAGGGAUUACAGAACACUAAGGAGAAAAAGUACCGUCGCCAGAGAGAGCAAUUUCACAGAAAGAAUCUGGAGAGGAGGCUCCUGAUGGCAGUGACUCCGUGGGUCGGCAAUGUCCUACUGCCUUGCACCUUUAGAGCUGAGAGGAUGGCGUCCCAUCAGACAAAAGCUCUUGUUAUUCAAGAACAGCUUCAGACAGUCACACUGGACAGCACUCCAGUGUUCACGCUCUUCAUUCAGCUCUUCCAGAUUGACACUAGUGGCUGCAUGAAGGUUAUUCGUGAGAGGAAGAUGAGGCAGUCAGACCUCAUCAGGUCCAUGGCUGGGAAUACAAGGCGACUUCAGAAGCCCUCCUGCAGUUCCAAGAACUCUUCAGGCUUGUCAGCACAGCCCCGCUCCCGGAAGGUCCCAGCAAAGGGAAGAGCCAGGAGACCCAUCGCCUUAAAAGCAAAGGAGAAACCUGGAGCUGUGUCAGCAGAUGGCCCUACUCUUCCCACUCCCAGGCAAAAGCCUAAAACUGUCUCAGAAUUACUGAGGGAGAAGAGGCUGCGGGAGUCCCGGGCUAAGAAAACUUUGCAGAAAACAGUGAUUCUUGCCCCCCAGGUGUUGGUUUCACCCUCUGUGAUAAUCCAACACCCUGUGCAGCAGGUAGUUCCUGUCCCACAAGGAGGAAGUGAGCCUCAGACAGCUGGAUUGGCAGGUAGCAGGAAUGCUCAGGCAGCAUGUGUACCUGUGUCAUUACCUCCAUUUACUCCUGUGAUGGCUUCUGUCUCCUCUCCCAAACCUGUCGGAAGCCAUUCAUCUCCAGCCCCAGAAUUUGCAGAGAGCAGUUGCUCCUCCGAGAGGAGAGCAAAAUCCGAGAGAGAGCUCAAUGAGGCAGCUUUGGGAGAUGUGUCCAAAGGUGAGGCUUCUCAGGACAGACCCAUGGGUGCAGGGGAGAACGGCCUAUCCCAGGGGUGCAAGAAAGCUCAAGCAUUCAGUGCCAGCUCAGCACCUGUAGCCUUGCAAAACCAUGCCUUUGUGCCACAGCGGAUUGCAUUGGUGCCAUCUUCAGCCAUUUCUCUGAACCCUGCCUCCAUGAAGUCAGGCCCCCAGGAAACCUCUCCCUCCCCAUCCACGACUUGUGCCCCAGCACUGAUCAGGUCACAGCAAAAUGCAGUCAAUCUAUUGCCUGCUAUCCUAGCUCCCCAGGGAAGGUCUCACGUGGUUCCCAAGAACAUCAUGCCCAUUACUUGGGUGGUAACGCAACAGGGUUUGAUCCCCACCUCGGUACAAGCAUUGGUGAGUGUUCAGAGCCAAGGGAAGCAGCCUGCAGCUGGGAUCAUAGGCAGUGCUGCCAAAAAUCAGAGUCAGACUGGAGAGACCUCUGCCCCAAGAGUGCCGCAGAUGCCACCUGAAGCAAGUCACCCUCCCAUCGGGUGCACGAGUACACAAGUGCUGAGCCCACAGUUAGUGGAAGGGGCACCCUCAGGGAAGACGGUUUGCUUAAAUCCUUCCACUCAUUCCUCAUCCGUAACCUGUUUGGAUCCUGGGCACAACUCACCCAGCGUGACUCCUCCAGCUCCUGCAUCUUUAAACAGUCUCUCGAGGAUAUCUGACUCCUCUGGAGAGAGGAGUGCAACUCCAGCAAGCCUUCCAGGUAAAGGAGCAGCUCUGCACCCCAGCCCUGUGGUGUUGCCCCAAGCGAAGCCUCCUGCAAGCACUCAAUGGACUGACCUGCUCUGCUCACCAAGUCUCCCUGCCCCGAGCGAGAGCACUAACUGCAGUAUCCUCACCGGAACCGCCUCCAAUCCAAACAUCCUGCUGGAAGGGAGCCUGGUGCAAAGGCCGGAUCAGCUUCUGGCCUGUAACAACAUAGUAGAGAACUCAGACGCUCCUGGUGCACGGGUAACCAGGAACAGGCCAAUCUUCCCAAAGCCACAGAGCACCCCAAAAGUGGACAACUCCCCUGGGCUGCCCAUGCCCAGUGCCGAAAAGAACCUCCUGGAUGUCAGCCUUCUCUCCCUUGAGGAUGAGGCUUCGGUGAAGGAGUGGCUGAGAGGGACGCGAGGCAUCCCGGUGCCCCCAUUGGAAACCAGCUUGGCUUACUUGCCACCUUUCUUGUGCAACUUGAAAACGCUCUCCAGGCUGCUUCUGCAGAAGAAGACACUGGAGCAGCGUGUGUCGUGCCUCGGGACCUCUGAAGAGCACGACGAUGGGGGCGCUGGGGCUGAUCUGCCAGCUGUCAGAGCGCUGGUGUGGCAGAAACUCAGCGAUAACCCUGCCUAUCUCCUGCUGAAAGCCAGGUUUUUAGCAGCAUUUACUCUCCCAGCCGUCCUAGCAACUCUGCCUCCUCCCUCUGUGACUACGACUCUCUCCAGCAGCUGGCAGCAGAGUUCAGAGAGUGACAAAGAGGAGUCCUCUGACAAGGAACUGAUGGAGGUAGAAAGCUGUGGGAAAGGACCAGCGGAAGUACCCUUGGAUAGCAAAGCUGGCAUUGUCCCUGGGAGUGGGGAUGCUGACAUCACUGAUCAGGAUGCUGGAGGUGAAGCACCUGCUGAGCAGUCGGUCUCAGGCUCCGGCGCUGAUGUGGGUGAGACCAGAGUUCUGCGAACGAGGAGAAGUACUCGCUUCAGGAAGAGGAGGAAGCGGAUGUGAGAGAAGCAUGUGGAGAAAUGUGAGUCUCUGAAUGAAGCUUGCUUUCAGAUGUGGCAAUAGCAGCUAUUCCUUGCACUACUGACCAGUGAUGCUUCAGAUAAACUGACUCUGCAGUUCUGGGGAAGAGGAAAAUGGUUGCACUGUUUUUCCCAUCACUUAGCCAAGUCUGUUUAUUACUACAGUUCUCGUUUAAAACCACUAAUUGGGAAAGUUAGAGACGGAAGUCUUUUUUUUUUUUUUUUCUUGACACACUGAUUCUGUUCUAACACUCUUACAAUCUGGCAGCAGCAUGGACAAAGGUGGGAGAAGGCUAUUGGAAACAGGCAUUAAAAAUGAAUGCUUGCUUGUUUUCUGUGUUGGAGCCUAUUUAUAUAAAUGUCUGUCCCCAGUUCAGAACAUGAGUCUGUGGUUUUUUUAAUGCUGUGGCAGUGCUUGUGGUUGACAGUUAACUGGUUCUGAAGUGACAAUACUGUUGAAUCAUCAGUGGAUUUAUUUUGUAUCUGAAUGAUUCUGACUGUUUAAACAUAAAUGUUAUAUUUUUUCUCAUUUAAAAAGAUUUAGGCAUGUUAUUUCUGGCCCCACAAACAGGAGAGGUUUCAUUUGAAUGUGCUUUCCUGUAAGUGUUUAGUCUUUGACAACAAGAAAGGUGAUGUUUGUUUCCUCACAUAGAACCCAAGAGGGAGUGGGAAUUAGCUGAUCUUAUGGUUAAGGCACA
Gopherus evgoodei (Goodes thornscrub tortoise) is the source of this 5595-nucleotide messenger RNA. It is a transcript of the gene SNAPC4, whose product is annotated as small nuclear RNA activating complex polypeptide 4. The transcript is spliced from 24 exons. NCBI's taxonomy places the organism in Eukaryota, Metazoa, Chordata, Testudines, Testudinidae. Bases 105 to 4880 code for a protein of 1591 amino acids. The record is from RefSeq and is a predicted model, not a curated record.